GCCCCGCCCCUGCCUGCGCAGGGCCUAGAGUUGGAAGCGCGGGGCCGCGAGCCCCAGCCAAUGAGAGCCGGCGGGCCGGUUGCCCGGGCGACCAGCGCGCGGCCCCGCCCCCCGCGCUGGGCUCCCGCGCGCGGCUGAGUGCGGGCUGGAGUGGGAACGCUGGUCCCCGAGAGCAGAGAACAGGCGAUGACCACGUGGAGCCUCCGGCGGAGGCCGGGCCGCACGCUGGGCCUCCUGCUUUUGGUCAUCUUGAGCUUCCUGGUGCUCCGCAGGUUGGACUGGAGUACCCUGGUCCCUCUGUGGCUCCGCCAUCGGCACUUGGGGCUGCAGGCCAAGGGCUGGAACUUCAUGCUGGAGGACUCCACCUUCUGGAUCUUCGGGGGCUCCAUCCACUAUUUCCGUGUGCCCAAGGAGUACUGGAGGGACCGCUUGCUGAAGAUGAAGGCCUGUGGCUUGAACACCCUCACCACCUAUGUUCCGUGGAACCUGCAUGAGCCGGAAAGAGGCAAAUUUGACUUCUCUGGGAACCUGGACCUGGAGGCCUUCAUCCUGAUGGCCUCGGAGAUCGGGCUGUGGGUGAUUCUGCGUCCAGGCCCCUACAUCUGCAGUGAGAUUGACCUCGGCGGCUUGCCCAGCUGGCUACUCCAAGACCCUGGCAUGAGGCUGAGGACAACGUACAAGGGCUUCACUGAAGCAGUGGACCUUUAUUUUGAUCACCUGAUGUCCAGGGUGGUGCCACUCCAGUACAAGCGUGGGGGACCCAUCAUUGCUGUGCAAGUGGAGAAUGAAUAUGGUUCCUAUAACAAAGACCCUGCUUACAUGCCCUAUGUCAAGAAGGCGCUGGAGGACCGCGGCAUUGUGGAACUGCUCCUGACUUCAGACAACAAGGAUGGGCUGAGCAAGGGGAUCGUCCACGGAGUGCUGGCCACCAUCAACCUGCAGUCAACACACGAGCUGCAGCUACUGACUACCUUUCUCUUCAACGUCCAGGGGACUCAGCCCAAGAUGGUGAUGGAGUACUGGACGGGGUGGUUUGACUCGUGGGGAGGCCCUCACAAUAUCUUGGAUUCUUCUGAGGUUUUAAAAACAGUGUCUGCCAUCGUGGACGCCGGCUCCUCCAUCAACCUCUACAUGUUCCAUGGAGGCACCAACUUUGGCUUCAUGAAUGGAGCCAUGCACUUCCAUGACUACAAGUCAGAUGUCACCAGCUACGACUAUGACGCGGUGCUGACAGAAGCUGGAGAUUACACGGCCAAGUACAUGAAGCUUCGAGACUUCUUUGGCUCCAUCUCAGGCAUCCCUCUGCCUCCCCCACCUGACCUUACUCCCAAGAUGUCAUACGAGCCCAUAACGCCAGUCUUAUACCUGUCCCUGUGGGACGCCCUCAAGGGCAUGGGGGAGCCAAUCAAAUCGGAAAAGCCCAUCAAUAUGGAGAACCUGCCCGUCAAUGGGGGAAACGGACAGUCCUUUGGAUACAUACUCUAUGAGACCAACAUCGCUUCGUCCGGCAUCCUCAGCGGCCACGUGCGUGAUCGGGGACAGGUGUUUGUGAACACAGUAUCCAUAGGAUUCUUGGACUACAAGACAACCAAGAUCACUGUCCCCCUGAUCCAGGGUUACACCGUGCUGAGGAUCUUGGUGGAGAAUCGCGGGCGAGUCAACUACGGGGAGAAUAUUGAUGACCAGCGCAAAGGCUUAAUUGGAAAUCUCUAUCUGAAUGAUUCACCCCUGAAAAAAUUCAGAAUCUACAGCCUGGAUAUGAAGAAGAGCUUCUUUCAGAGGUUCGGCCCAGACAAAUGGAGUUCCCUCCCAGAAACACCCACCUUCCCUGCUUUCUUCUUGAGUAGCUUGUCCAUCAGCUCCACUCCUUGUGACACCUUUCUGAAGCUGGAGGGCUGGGAGAAGGGGGUUGUAUUCAUCAACGGCCAGAACCUUGGACGUUACUGGAACAUUGGACCCCAGAAGACGCUGUACCUCCCAGGUCCCUGGUUGAGCAGCGGAAUCAACCAGGUCAUCGUUUUUGAGGAGAUGAUGGCGGGCCCUGCCUUACAGUUCACGGAAACCCCCCACCUGGGCAGGAACCAGUACAUUAAGUGAGCAGCCGCGCCCCCUCCUGCUGGCGCCUGUGGGAGACUGCCGCCUCCUCCUGACUUGAAGCCUGGUGGCUGCUGCCUCACCCCUCCCCUGCAAAAGCGUCUCCUUCAGUAGCAAUCUCAGGGACUGGGCGCUGCAGUCUGCCCUGCCUCCGCUCCAAACCCUGAGCCUGCAGGGAAAGGUGGGGUGGCUCUGGGCCUGGCUGUGUUGAUGAUGCAUUUCUUACAGCCCUGCUCUUCUGCCAAGGCUGCCGGGCUGUCUCUGGGGUGGGAGCGGCUGAUCAGAUCGUCAAGCCUUUGGCCUCAGAAAAGGUGCUGAAACGUGCCCCUGCCCCGGAAAUCACAGCCCUCGAGUGUCUGCUGGAUUCAGGCGUGCUCUUUGCUGGUUCUUGGGAGGCUCGGCCACAUCCCUCACAGUUCCUUUUAUCCCCAAAACUGUGGGCGUGUCACCAGUGGAGAGGGUGGGGAGGGGGUGUCUCACCUGAGCUGACUUUGUUCUUCCUUCGCAACCUUCUGAGCCUUCUUUGGGAUUCUGGAAGGAACUCUGUGUGAGAAACAUGUGACUUCCCUUUUCCCUUCCCACUCGCUGCUUCCCACGGUGACAGGCUGGGCUGGAGAAACCAGUCCUCAGCCCUGCGUCUUCCUGUGUUAACGAGUGUCUCUGCUGCUCAUUGAGGAGGACGUGUGGGUCCCGGCAGAAGCCAUGGCCCCUAUCUGCACGUCCAGGGAGGAGGGACAGAAGGCCCAGCUCGGUGGCCCCUGCCCCGAAGCCCUCCUCCCAAGUGUGUCCACAUCUGCCUCUGAGCCUUGUUCUGGGGCUCAGCCCAACAGCUGGCAUGGGCUCUCUGUCCUGAGUUGCAGUAAAGCGGCAGUGUUGAAUCACACCCCCUCUGGUGACAGUGGUCACGUGUGCCACUCUUUGCAGAGGGGAAGGCUGUCUGUAAGAUGAGUUUUGUUUUCUCGGUCAGGUUCCUGCUGGGCCCCACUGCUGCCCAGGGGUCCAGACUUGGACCAUCUGUGGGGUGGGUGGGCCCUGAUCCUGGCCUCAUACUCUCCUCCUGACCCCACCUCCCCUUCAAAUGUUGCUGGAUUAGAAGUGUCCUGGAGAGGACAGGUCAAAUGCAAAUUCAUUCUCAUGCUGGCGGACAGGGGUAAGAAUCUGCCAGGCAGCCAGGGGCGCUAUAUAUGAGUUAACUGUGGGGCUGAGUUUUGCUUCACAAACUACAUCUGGCAUCUACUGCCAAAAGCAAAUAAUCUCCAGUAACAGUCAAAAAGUCAAGUAGCACACACAUCCCCGGCACAGUGAGAGCUCUGAGCCCCAUGAAGGUGGGCUGGGAAAUGGUGGGCGGUGGAGCUCACUAAGGCCAGCAGGCUUGCUGCCCGAGUAUGGCUGCCCAGGGGAAGGUGCAGGGGACAUUCAUGGUGUGCAGCCCCGCAGCUGAGCUGGGUCAAGGGCUUAUUAAAUGAAGCUCAUUAAAGGGAAGCUUGUGGACAGUGUCCUCGCUUUUGCCCAGACUCACCGGUUCUUCUGGAACUGCCUUGGAACGGCAAGCCUGGGGCUAAGGUGUGGGUGAGACCGGGGGUACUUGGGUGUGGCCUGAGCUGGGCGCAGGUCAUCUGCCGCACUUUACCUGAGUGUGUGCUUCUGCAAAGCUGUGUAUGAGCUGCGUUCUGUAGGAAAGUGAUGGAACUGGAAUGGAAAGGCAUCUUCCUGCAAAUCCUCCUGUAAAGUGCCUUUGGAUCACGCUUCCACGCAGACCUGAGCAGGACACACCGCUGUUUCCGAAGGUGAGGUCGUCUUGUGCCAGCGUCUUAUUCUUGCCCUUCUCUUCUGCCAGUUAACUCCCCAGCUUCUCUCUCAAAGUACCUCUUGGCAGAACAUACACCCCAUUGUUGACGAAAGAUUUGUCCAUAUAUUCCACAUGGUAUGGCCUCAUCUAAGUCUCUUUGGAGGAUCCUUCAUACCUCAGCCUCUGAAUGCUGGGGUUCUCUGGCUCACUCCUUGGACUGUUUCUUUCCUGUGUCCACAUUCACUGUGCAAGGUCUCACCUGACACCUGGAAGUAGGUUCAACACACACCCGCUGAUGCUGGCCUGCACCUGAGCUCUAGGCGUGUGGAAGGCUUUUCUGCACCUUUCUUCUGCAUGUAUCUAACAGGCACCUGACACAGAGCUCCAGUUCCCCACGUUACCCCUCCUGCACGCAGCCUCCUAUCCGGAAAUGGCAGCGGUGUUCCGUUUCACAGGCUAUUUUGGGUGUCUCUCUUUAUCUCCCACAUCCAAUCCAGAGGCAGAUCCUACCGGCUCUGCCUCCUAAACUCGGCUAGAAUUUGACCGCUUCUCUCUGGCCCAACCCCUGUGCCCCCCAUUCAGCCCACAGCAUCUUGGCCUGGAUGAUUGCAGGAGCCAUGCCUCCACCUGCCCUUGCCCUCUGUUUCUCCUCCGCGCAGGAGAAGGGCAGCUCUUCUGAGAGGUGGAUAGAUUGUUAGUCCGCUGUGCUGGACCCCCGAUUGCCUUCUGGUUUCACCUGAUGCCUGGGGACUCCCUGCUCUCAUGCCACCUCAUCCCUCACUGCUGUUUGCCCAGCAGCCCCUGCCCGGUCAGCUGAGCCCGAUGGUCUUUCUGUUGCUCUGGAAGCAGGCUGAGCAGCCUGUGUUCCACCUGGUGGAGAGUUCUUUCUCCUUGGACCCAGGGAGCUGCAUGUCAGGGUUUGCUGCUUUGCUCAGAUGUCACCUUAUCAGGGAGGCCUUUCUGGCCACCCUACAGAGCUCCGACCCUUCUCCACUGCUACCCUCUGUCUCCCCGACUCAGUAUCAUUCUCCAUACAACAGAUUGCAGCUGAAAUACCCCACAUUCACUAUCGCCCGUCUCCUCUCGUCAGUGGCUCAGUUCCGUGAAGACGGGGGCCAUCUUUUUCAUUGCUGUGUGCCGGCUCCUAGAAGCACGCCUGCUUGUAACAGACAUCUGAUAAAUACUUGUUGGGUAGCUAAAUUAACAAAUGAGAAUAAAAUAAGGCAGGGCUGAAGAGGAUUAGGACUGUUAAAAACUGUAUUUGACUUUUAAUUUCGAAAGCAAAUUAAAUACAGUGAAAUUAAAA
Messenger RNA from Saimiri boliviensis boliviensis (Bolivian squirrel monkey), 5189 nucleotides. It is a transcript of the gene GLB1L2, whose product is annotated as galactosidase beta 1 like 2. The record is from RefSeq and is a predicted model, not a curated record. Gene Ontology annotation, biological process: carbohydrate metabolic process. Lineage: Eukaryota; Metazoa; Chordata; Mammalia; Primates; Cebidae. Gene Ontology annotation, molecular function: beta-galactosidase activity.